UAUUCAAAAUGGCAGACGACGAUGAGGAACCAAAUCAUGGAAAUGUGACUAACAGCGAAAUGAAACAGAGCAGUUCACUGCAACAAAUGCUUGAUUCCAUAACUAAAGAACGAUCAAAGCCAAGUUUUUCCAUAAGUGGUGAUUUUGAGUUGAUCACAAACGAGGUAUCAAAAUUCUGGACUGAACUGUUUUCCAAAUAUUUCUUAAAGAGUUCUCUUGGAAGUGAUGACGGUAGAGAUGAUAUGUUAUUUUAUAUAAGAAAGUCUCCAGAUUUGAAAAACAAGUCUUUCUUAAAGCCAGAAAUUGAAGUUUACAGAAAAGAUUCUAAGCUGAAGCCAUCGUUACAAGAUGAAAGUGUAGACUGGGAAGAAACAGUUUACCUCAACAUAAUUUUACACCAGUUUGAGUACACAAUUACAUGUGCAGUGUGUACAAGAACUAGUAACAAAGAGUUGCAGAUUUUGAAGAAAUUUUCACAGCGAGUAUAUCCCUCACCAAGUAAAAGACAGAUGGACAGUAAAGGAACACAUGAAGAAAUUGCCUAUCCUAAUAUAUAUUUCACUGUUGAUAAUUUUGAUGAUGCCUUUACAGAUAUCAUUGUAAGGGAUAGUGAAAUGGUUUGUGUAGAACUAAAAGCUGCUGACAGAACUGGUAUUUUUCAAGGAGUUAUCUUUCUUGGUUCUAUAAGAUAUGAAUCCUUAAAAAAAGUUUAUGAUGCCAGAGCAAGCCUUACAUCUAAAGUGGUGCAGUCAAUGUCCUUAGGCUGGUUGACAAAGUCUCACAAGAGAGUAGAGUUUGUAAGAAUGAGAGGACCACAUAGUAAAGGCCAUGCUGAGAUGGCAGUCAGUAGAGUUAAAGGGUCAGGGCCAGAGACACCAGACAUUGAAAACUUCCCUGUCAAUGAUUUUGAAGACUUAGACAGUCAACAAGAGGAAAACCAGUAUACACAGAGAAGAAUGAGUGAUCCAAAUGCUUCCUUUGGCUCUCUUGUCAGAGGUGGUAUAAGAAGAUUAAGUAUGAAAAAGUCAAGGUCAGAAGCAGAAAGGAUUAAUGAUGACAUGACAGACGGCUUUCAUGAAGUAGAGGCUAGUUCUGUACACGAUGAAUUAGAAAAUGGUGAAGAAAGUGUUGGAUUUAUAGGUAGAACAUUUGGACAAGCAUGGCAUUUAUUUAAAGAAAGAAAAAGAGCUAAUAGUGUGGCAUUAAACGCAUAUCUUACAUAUGUGACUUUACCUUGGUAUCGAAUAAUAGCUGAUGUUUUAGAUGUACGACAACAGCCAGUUCUAGUGUUCUAACUCUUAGGAACAACAAUGUAUUAUCAAUUUCAAGUUGAAAGUUCCAUGUCUUUGUAAUAUGACAGAUGAUCAGGGAUGUUCUACAUGACUGCAUGUGAGAUAAAGUGCCCUGUAAAUGACUAUGAAUGUGUAUAUUAGAUAAGAAGAAAGAAUAGGACAACAAAAAACAUUGAUAUGGCAGCUUUAUGGUUAGCAGUGCAACACAUUUUUUUAUAAAUAAACAAUCAAAUUUUUUAAAAUUGUGUGAGUUUAAAAAAAAAGAUAUGGCUGUGUGAAAAAGGUUUGAAUCAAUAUCAAAAAUCAAAAGAUUUUAUUUCCGUGAUUUUGAAAGAUCUUUUUAUGUAUAAAAUAAGUUUUGAGAUUGCUUAAGGUUGUCUGCUCAAAGUUUGAAUUACCAUUUGCCUAAAUCUUCAAAUGAUGUCUUGAACUGCUAAAGUUUGUAUUGGUUUGAGUACAUUAACAAUGUCCCUUUUGUUAUGAGAUAUUCUGUUGCUAUCAAGUUAAUCCUUUAUAUUUUUUGGUUGAAAAAAAGGAAGGGAGUAGGUCCUUUUUCUAGACCCUCUUAUUAAAUGUAUGUUUUUUUUGUAUUUUUUUAAAAUGAUUGGUACAUGCAAAACACUGAUUACAAUGAUAGUAAAUUCUUUAAAGAUUUCAAUCGUUUAUGUUUUAUCUUAGAAUAAACUUAUUUCUAUAAUUAAUGUGUACAAUAUAAACAGAGACUUUUUGAUAUAAAAUAUAAGGGACCAUUUACCAUAUUUAUUUCAAGAUGUUGUAUUUGUGCAAUGCUUUUUAUUUGUUGAUCUUUGCCCUUCACUGAAAUCCAAUUGUUGUUUUAUGAAGCAUUUUAUGAGGUACUAGUUUGAAAUGUGAUUUAUAUAUACAUAUUUAUGGUUUUUUUUUUUUUUUUUUUUUUAAUGCAUAUUAGAAGAAGGUGCUAUUGAAAUAUAUCUAGUGCAAUGAUUUGAUAAUUUAUUUAUUAUUUAGUAACCUCUCAAUACUAUUUUUACCUAACAGAAUAACUUUAUUCAAGGCAGAAAGCUUAUUAUACAAUUGUCUGAUUUAAUAUGGUAUUAAAACAUGAAAACUGUAAAUCCAGAUUAUUUUAAAGGGAAAAUAUAGAGUUCCAUUGCUUUGAUUUAAAAGACAAGAUUUAAAAAACUCAACAUUUAAAGAAACACCUUAAAUUUUAUUUGUUUGAUUCUGCAUGCAAUUUAAUGCAUUUGCAGAUUAUUUUGGGGCUGAAAUUGCAUUCAAUAUUUCAUAUAUAAAUAUGCUCACUUCUUUCCUUUGUCACUUUUAUAACAUUGAUCUGUUCUAUGCCAAAACAUUUUUUUAUAAUCAGGAAAACAAACUCCUUUUUUCCAUGUUUGAUUUCUAUGUGCACGUAUGAUGGCACGAUUUCAUUUGUUUUAAUAAAUGACUGAUUUUGGUCAAUUGUUAGGUAACACAUUCCAUAUCUUAAACAUGACCUGAAUUACAUGUAUGAUGUAUAUUUUCAUUUAAUGUUGUGUAAUUGUACUUCAAAUAAAUCAACCUACCCAUCAAUGCUGAGGGGAUAGGAGGGGUCCUGAUCCCAAAAUCCCAGGCUUAAAAACACGAAAUUCCGAGGUCCCAUAUUUAGAUAAUUUAAAUCCUGACAUUCCAAAUUUCGAAAAAAAGAAUUCCCGGUUCCCAACAGGGUCAAUCCCGAUAUCCCGACCUUUAAAAUACCCGAUCCCAGAGUCCCGAUAAAGGUCCUAUCCCCCCUCAAUGCUGUAUCAAAACAAAAUUUUGAGACGGGGCCAUUCAUGUUGCUUUGACACAUCUAGUUUGAACUCAUACUCCAAAAUCUACUAAUCAAAAUGCUGGAUUUCAUGUUUCAAGCAUGAUUUUUCUGCUUCAACACACAAGUUUUAUGACUUCAACCUCUUGAAACAACUAAAAAAUAUAUUUUUCUCAAAAACCACUAUAAAAAAGCCCUUAUGGAAUGAAUUGGCAAUUGUGUCCUAUAGAAAAUGCUAAGGUUAUCACAUUUUUAAACACAAAGUAAUUUUGUACCUAAAUAAGUUUGAUAUUAGUAGUAUUACAUUUGCAAUUGAAUACCAACUCUUGGAAACAGAUUAUCAUAUAUAUUGAAAUGUAUUCUUUUCCAAUUGAAAAAUUCUUAUGAAAUAGCAACAAGAGGACAUUUUUUAUUUUGAAAAUAAGGAUAAUCAUGAAAUUUUAAAUAUUUAACUUUAUUUUGUAAAUAAAACUUCAAAUAUUUUUUAGGGUACUGGUUACCAUUUUUUUGUCAUAUUUUGUUUAUUUUUAAACAACUAUCUAUGACUACAAAACUCUUUUUACAUCUGUUUUCACUUGCAUAUCCUGUUUCAGUGAUUAUGAAAUAUUCAUUGUGUUGUGAGUACAUAAAGAUUACUUACAGAAAACAGUAGAAUGUGUAUUAGCCAAUAAUCUUUUUAAAAGAGUAUGCAUUGCCUUCUCUCAUUACUACUUGAUAACAAUGUAUAUUGUAUAAAUAUAGAUUACCAGUGCAUCAAAUGUAUUACAAUAUUUCUUUUGUUGAGACAGUUCAAAUUUAAAAUGAGAGGCUUCCCAAGCAUUUAAUUUUAAAGUCAGAAUGUGUUAAUAGCUGUUGAGAGUAGAGAAUUUACAUAUUGCAUUAGACUUGGUGAUAGAGUCUGUUUCUCUAAAGGUUUUUAGAAGAUAUGCAGAAACUUAUUCCUUCGUUUCCAAUGAUCUUAAAAAAAGAUGUGUUAUUUCUAUAUUACAUUAUCAGACAUGGUUGCAUUUUUCCGUGACUUCAAAAUAACAGUAGGAAAUUUAAAGAACUGAUAUCAAACAAAACACAUUUAUAAUAACUAAAGUCUGGUAAAGAAUAAAUUGUUUAAGAAUAAUAGAAAUAUAGAUUCCUACACUGCAACAAGUGUAUUACAAAUUCUCCACUCCAGGCAGUUAAAUUUUAUAAUUUAAAGCGCUAGGUUAUAGUGUCGGAAUCUGUUUCUCUAAUGAUUUUUAUCCUUCUUUUUCAAAGAUUUUCAGAAACUGCUUUAUAAACUUCUUUAUAUUAUAUGCAACAUCAUCAGGCAUUGUCGCCUUUUUUCAUGGCGUCGCAAUAGGAAAAUUCAGAAGAAAACUAAACAUUUAGACGUCAUAAUCAAAUUUUGACUAAUCAUUUGCCGAGAACAGAUUUUUCACUAGUGAGGAGAAAUAUUUUUCUCAAACCGGUCAGGAAAUGUGAAAAUAGCACAAAAAUGAGAGAAACAAGAUUGUACAUACCUGCAUUCACUAGUCAAAUUAAAAAGAUAAACAAGGUUAUUGUACAAAGUUGUGAUAACAAAAACAUAAUGUAAUAACAAAUGUCCAUAAAUCAGAUCUCAUUUCAUUUUAAAAAAAAAUAUUUAUAACAGACAUUCCUAACUUUAUUAAAUGUUUCAGUCACAAUUAUCAUUUUAUUUCAGUCAUGAGUCAUACUUUUUUUUAUCGCAGUAUCUACAUUAUGUAUUUUGUUGAAUUUGUAAUGAAUUUAUGUAUAUAUAUAUUUAUUUAUUUAUUGUUUUGUUAUUUUCAUUGUUUUGAUCAGAUUUUAAUAUAUAAAAAGCA
Molecule: messenger RNA, 4877 nt
Organism: Mytilus trossulus (common blue mussel)
Lineage: Eukaryota; Metazoa; Mollusca; Bivalvia; Mytilida; Mytilidae
Exons: 10
Coding region: 9-1295 (428 amino acids)
Source: RefSeq, a predicted model, not a curated record